This is a messenger RNA of Gaeumannomyces tritici R3-111a-1, 1773 nucleotides long. RefSeq lists its product as hypothetical. Lineage: Eukaryota; Fungi; Ascomycota; Sordariomycetes; Magnaporthales; Magnaporthaceae. Gene Ontology annotation, biological process: transmembrane transport. Bases 1 to 1773 code for a protein of 590 amino acids. The transcript has 4 exons. Gene Ontology annotation, molecular function: transmembrane transporter activity. The record is from RefSeq and is a predicted model, not a curated record.
AUGGCAGCGUCCCCAGAGGCACCCGUUUCCAGUUCUACAGAGCCCAUCAACCGAGCCGAUGCCGCCUUGAUCGACUCGGACCUUCCGCCGGUCCGGUUCUGGCUUCUCAGUGUCGGAAUCUCCUUGGGUCUACUGAUGGCAAUGCUGGACACCUCCAUCAUCGCCACCAGUCUGCUUGCCAUUGGCAAGGAGUUCGAGUCGCUGGAUCGCAUCAACUGGGUGGUACUGUCAUACACGCUCGCGUACCUCGGCUGCGCAGUCCUGUUCGCCCGUAUCGCCGAUGUGGCCGGCCGUCGCGAUGCCUUCCUGGCCGCCUUCGUAGUAUUUCUCGCCUUCUCCAUCGGCUGCGGAUGCGCCCAGAGCCUAGAGCAACUCCUCGUCUGUCGAGCGCUGCAGGGCGUGGGCGGCUCCGGCCUCUACUCGCUCUCCAUGAUCAUCUGGCCCGAGCUGGCUCCGAACCACAUGAAGCAGUACAUCGCCGCGCUCGCCGGUCUUGUUGUUGCCGUCGCCGGCGUGUUGGGACCUGUGUUGGGUGGCAUCCUCACGCAGUACGCUUCGUGGAGAUGGGUUUUCUGGAUCAACGGACCGAUCGGCACCGUCUCUCUAGCCGUCUUCUAUCUCAGCUGGCCGAAAGAACACCAUCUCCCGAGCAUCGAGAAACGGUCCUGGAAAGAUGUUGAUUAUGUGGGCUCGGCACUUCUCAUCGCAGCAGCAGUUCUCGUGACUUUUGCGUUCCAAAAUGUCGCCAGGAACUCGCACGGCUGGCAGGACUCGGGCUUCAUCGCACCCCUCGCUGUCGGUGGGACGUGCUGGGUGCUCCUGUUCGUUUGGGAGUGGUUCAUCGAGUCGCGGGGCGGCGGGGGCGCCGACCGCCUCAUGGCGGCGUUCCCGCUCACGCUCGUGCGCAACCACGUCUACCUGGCGACUUUGUUCAACACAGCGCUCAUGGGCUUCGCCUUCUUCGUGGCGCUCUUCUCGAUGCCGUUACGUCUACAGGUCGUUAACGGGCGCGAGAGCCUGAUGGCGGGGGUGCUGCUGCUGCCCAUGCUGGCCGGCGUCGCCGCGGGUAGCUUUGCAGGUGGUGCCAUCAGCCGCGACAAGAAUCGCAUCUGCGAGACCCUCGUGGCGGGGAGCUGUCUCAUGGUGUUGGGGACCGCGCUCGAGACCACCAUCUCGGACUCUCAGGAGCUGGAUCCGAAGGCCCUCGGGUUCCUGGUUUUUAUCGGGCUCGGUUUUGGUAUCUCGGCCAGCUGCUCUACCAUGAUUGGCAUUGUCGAGGCGCCGGUUCGCGAACACGCCCCAGCACAGGGAAUUACAGCACAAAUGCGCGUCUUGGGCAGCAGCCUCGGGAUCGCGGCAUCCUCAGUCAUGCUGGCGGACGAGGUGCAGCGGCAGCUGGGCGGCGUUCUCACCGUGACGCAGCUGGCCGCCGUCGAGACGCGCGGGCCGGCUGGCGUCACUGCUGACGGCGGCGGCGGCGGCACACAAGACGUGCAACACAUCAUGGAUCUCGUCCGCCAGGCGUACGCAGAUGCCUUCCGGCACGACAUGAUCCUCGCGGCCGCGGUGGGCGCGUUGGGGGUGAUUGCGGCAUUGUGUUCGUACCAACGCGGGCGGGUCUCGCUCUUGGAGGCAAGGAAGCGGCACGCACAGGACGAGCUCGAGAGGAGGCGCCAGAGGGGCGCGGACGUGGCGUCGUCUCCUAGCGGGGAGAUUGGCGGGUCUAGGACGGAGGGCAAGCGAACGCCGGGAACUGCGUCGGCAGAGGUGUGA